Molecule: messenger RNA, 2423 nt
Organism: Pongo pygmaeus (Bornean orangutan)
Lineage: Eukaryota; Metazoa; Chordata; Mammalia; Primates; Hominidae
Product: signal-regulatory protein delta
Exons: 7
Coding region: 780-2312 (510 amino acids)
Source: RefSeq, a predicted model, not a curated record
AAGGGGAUGGGGACUCUUGUCAUGUCAGAGAGAACGUGCCAGCCUGGCUCUGCUUUCUUUUCCUAGAGGGUCUAACACCUCUCCCGGCCCUGACAUCUAGCUGGUCCCUGAGGAGGAGGCAGAAGUCAUGAGGAGGCAAUGGGGAAACAGCCAUGGCAGCCAGUGCCUGCCUAUGGUUGCUUGGACAUUAAAGGGUCACCAGCUGAGUGUGGGCUGAGUGUCCCCGAACACAACCUUUGUGCUUAGGAAGAACCCAUUCUAGAGCUGAGAGAGAAGGAUGCCAACAUGCUGCUUCCUCCCUCUUUCUGGGAGCAUUUCUUCUGCCCCUCCAAUCCCAUCCCUGAGAGCUGGUCCCAGGUCCAGCCCAAGCAGGAGAGGCAGCCCUCACCUUCCCAGGUGUUUGUAGGCAUGUUACUCUCCCUCCUAGGGAGUGUUCCCCACAGCUCCACCUUCCCUGCAGGCCUCCUCCAUCCUCUAAAGCACAAAUCAUCACCACCUCCACAACUCGAAUGUCUUUCUCAGCCAUGCCUGAUUCGUCUGCAGGAAGGAAAAAGGAAGCAGUUCCUGGUAGCGUAUGGAGGGACCCACAGAAAAACCAAGAGCCCACAGCAGAUAUUGCUUGUUUUUUACCUCUAACUACUCUGGAGUGGAAGAAAGGGCAUCCAUUGUAAAGUCCAACUCUUAUCAAAGGCAAGAACUGUCUUCUCUGCUCAGAGCACUGAGUCGAGGGCAUCUCCAGGACAGACAUUCAGGCAGAGCAAGCUCCAGGUUUCACCACAAUGCUCAUCCCUGCCUCCCCACUCCACCCACCUCUGCCUUCCUUACUGCUGUAUCUGCUGCUUGAACUGGCAGAAUUUCUUUUGGGAGAGUUUUCUCCAUCUUAUCCCAGAAGAGGCAGAACUCAGAAGACUACACUGGGAUGGCCCCCAAUUCUGACAAAAUCUCCCAGUGGCCAUGUCUGUUGCAAAUCUCUUUGUUCAGGAACUUCAGAUGAAGAGUUCCAGGUGAACCAGCCUCAGAGUUUAGUGUCAGUCAAUGCUGGAGAUGUCCUAACCCUGGCCUGCAAUAUGUCUGCUCUGUCCCCAGAAGGGCCUGUCUUGUGGUUCAAGAGUACUGGGCCAGGACAACAAUUAAUCUAUAGUUUCAAUGGAAGCCACUUCCCCAGAGUAACUCCAGUGGAAAACACAAUGGUUGAUCAAACUGACUAUUCCAUUCGCAUCACUGACAUGUUGCCAGAGGAUGCUGGCAUCUACUACUGUGUGAAGUUAAGGGUAGGACACCCUGACAUGGAGUUUUUCUCUGGUCCAGGAACCACCGUGUAUGUGAAUGGAGCCACACAUGUGUUCCAUGUGCAACAAACAGAGAUGUCACAGACUGUAUCAACUGGGGAGUCAAUCAUCUUGAGUUGCAGCGUACCAGAUACCUUACCAAAUGGACCUGUCUUGUGGUUCAAGGGAACAGGGCCAAACCGGAAAUUAAUCUACAAUUUCAAACAAGGUCACUUUCCCAGAGUAAAAGAGAUUGGAGACACCACCAAGCCUGGCAACACAGACUUUUCCAUCCGUAUCCAUGAAAUCUCUCUUGCUGAUGCUGGCACCUAUUAUUGUGUGAAGUUCAUAAAAGGGAGAGCUAUCAAGGAGUACCAAUCAGGUCAGGGCACUCAGGUGUUUGUUAUUGCUCCACCCUCUCUCCCUGUGGUAAUAGGCCCCUUGGAGAGGGCCUUGCUCGGGCAGACUGUGAAUUUUAGCUGCAUGUCCUACGGCUUCUAUCCCAAAAACGUCACCCUGAAGUGGUUCAAAAAUGGGAAGAAACUCUCAUCCCUCCAGACCCAUGUGGUUCAGUUAAAGAACAGCAAUACCUACAAAAUUGUCAGUACCACGGAGGUAGUCCCAGCUCUAGAUGACCUAAACUCUCAUAUUACCUGCAGUGUGUACCAUCGAAGCUUGCAUUACCCUCUUCGUGGGAAGGCUGAUUUGUCUGAGACCAUAAUAGUUCCACCCAAGGUGUCCAUUCUUCAACACCCUGCCUCAAAUAACAAGAUGAAUGUCACCUGCCAGGCAGAGAAGUUCUAUCCCCAGGACAUGCAACUGACCUGGCUGAAGGAUGGAAGUGAACCCCAGAGAGAUGAGACCCUGACCCCCACCAAGGGCAAAGAUGGACUGUACAGCGUGCAGAGCUCCAUCCUGGUGAAAAACAGUGACCACGAGGAGGACACUAUGCUCACCUGCCAGGUGGAACAAGAUGGAUGGCAGAAGAUCACUGUAAAAAUGACAUUUUGGACCUCUGCUCACCUGGAUAGGUCUCAGUUGUAGCCAAUAGCAAGGCCUCCAUGACUUAUUUAAGGAAGCUCCUUCAUCUUUCCAUAAGACGUUCUUUUUCAGAUUUAUAAAAGUUUAAAUUAUAAAAGCAAAGCCCGCUCUCUU